CCACCAGCCCGUCAAGGCCAUGACUUGGCCGCACCGUCUGGCCGUGGUCGUGGUGCUCCUCCUGGGGGCGGCGACGGCAAGGGCGACGGCCCGCCAGCGCGCUCGCAGUCCGCGGCCGCACCAAGUACCCCUCGAUGACGGAGACUGGACGCUGUACAACGAGGCCGGAGGCAAGCCGGUGGCCGGCAGCAUGCCCGGGGGCGUGUACUCCGACCUGCGCGCGGCCGGCGUGCUGCCCAAGGACCUCUUCUACCGCUUCAACGACCAGGAGUACCGCUGGGUGGCCAAGGCCAACUGGACCUACGACUGCUUCUUCCAAGUGCCGCGCGACGUCCUGGCCAAGGACAAGCAGGUGCUCGUGCUGCACGGCGUGGACACGGUGGCCGAGGUGAGGCUCAACGGCCGCGUCCUGGGCGCCACGGACAACAUGUUCGUCCGCUACCGCUUCGACGUCAAGGGCGUCCUCAAGGACACCGACAACAGGCUGCGGGUCCGCUUCACGUCCCCCGUGGCCGAGGCGUGGCGCCGCGCCGCCGAGCAGGCCAAGCAGUACCCGGUGCCGCCCGCCUGCCCCGACGCCGCCUACCACGGCGAGUGCGGCGUCAACCACCUGAGGAAGAUGCAGGCCUCGUUCGCCUGGGACUAGGGCCCCGCCUUCCCCUCCAUGGGGCUGUGGAAGGGCGUGCUCAUCGAGGCGCACGACGCGGCGGUGCUGCGCGAGGUGGGCUUCACGGCGCGGCCCGCCGACGUGGUCCACAAGUGGAAGGCCACGGUGCGCGUGCACUGGGAGGUGGGCGUGCGCUCCGGGUGGGACCCACCCCGCGCCCUCAUCACCGCCACCCUCAUCGGCCCCGACGGCAAGGUCGCCGCCAGCCAGGACGUCCCGGCCGCGCUCAACGGGGACGCCGAGGGCGCCGGCUUCACGGACGUCACGCUGUCCCUGCACAAUGACAAGGUGCAGCUGUGGUGGCCGAGCGGCUACGGCGCGCAGCCCCUGUACACCGUGAACGUGACCCUGCGCGCCUUCGCGCACUGGGGGCAGGCCGACCGCGGCGACCUGUGGGACCAGAUGACCGUCAGGACGGGCUUUAGGACCGUGGAGCUGGUGCAGGAGCCCGUGGACCAGACCGACCUCGCCAAGGGGCUCACGUACUUCUUCCGGGUGAACGGCGUGCCCGUGUUCGCCAAGGGCUCCAACUGGAUCCCCGCGCACGUGCUCCCCGAGCUGGGCGCCGACCCCGGCGUCGUCCGCCACCUCCUGCACUCCGCCAAGGAGGCCAACAUGAACAUGCUGCGCGUCUGGGGCGGCGGCGUCUACGAGUCGGACCUGUUCUACGAGCUCGCCGACGAGCUGGGCAUCAUGGUGUGGCAGGACUUGAUGUUCGCGUGCGCCAUGUACCCGGUGGGCCCGGCGUUCCUGCAGUCCGUGGACACGGAGGUGCGGCAGCAGUACCGCCGCAUCCAUCGGCACCCCAGCGUGGUGGUGUGGGCCGGCAACAACGAGAACGAGGCGGCGCUCAGGGGCAACUGGUACCGCACCCAGGGCCCGCUGUUCGAGCAGUACCACCGCGACUACGUCAAGCUGUACGUGGACACGGCGCGCGCCGCGGUGCGGGCCGAGGGCCUGGCCACGCCCUUCGCCGUGUCCAGCCCCUCCAACGGCGCGCAGUCCGAGGCGGAGGGCUUCCUCGCCAAGAACCCUUACAGCGCCCUGUACGGCGACGACCACCACUACGACUACCUCUCCGACGGCUGGAACCCCGCCGUCUUCCACAACACGCGCUUCGGCUCCGAGUACGGCUUCAUGUCCUGGCCCGCGAGGUCCACCAUGCUCAACGCCACGGACGCCGAGCACGCCGACGAGGACCUGGCGCUGGGCAGCACGCUGGCGGCGUCGCGGCAGCACCACCCCGGCGGCAACCUGGAGAUCGCCAUGCAGAUCAUGCAGCAUCUGCCCAUGCCGCGCGACUUCAACAAGUCCAAGCACUUCGACACUGUGGCGUACUACAGCCAGAUCUACCAGGCCAUGGCCACCAAGACCGAGACCGAGUUCCUGCGGCGCUCCAGGAACCUGCUGACGCCCAAGGGCGAGGGCCGCACCAUGGGGGCGUUGUACUGGCAGCUCAACGACGUGUGGCAAGCGCCCUCCUGGGCCAGCAUCGACUUCUCCGGCCGGUGGAAGAUGCUGCACCACUACGCCGUGGACUUCCUGGCCCCGCUGCUGGUGUCCCCGCACGUCCAGGGCGGCGCGCUCGUCGUGGACGUGGUGUCCGACGCGCCGCGCUCGGGCGAGCUGCUGGUGCACACCGACGUGAUGGGCUGGGACUCGUUCCGGCCGCGCGCGCAGAGCGUGCACGCCGUGACGAUGCGGGGCGCGGGCACGGUGCGCGCGCUGGUCAAGCCCAUGCGGGCCGUGCUGCACGAGGCGGGCUGCUCGGAGAACGCCAUCUGGGGCUGCGUCAUCCAGUUCAGGCUGACGGACACCGACAACGCCACCCUCGCGGAGAACUUCCUGUUCCCCUUCUCCCCCAAGGACACCCCCAUGCCGACGACCACGUUCCGGUGGACUAGGGCGGGGGGCCCUUACCCCGGCUCGCAGCACCAGCGCUGGGAUUACGAGUUGUCUCUGGCGACGUACUCGCCGGCGGCCUUCGUGUGGCUGGACGCGGGCCCCCUGCGGGGUCGCUUCUCGCGCAACGGCUUCCACGUGACGGACCCCCAUACACUGGUGCUGCGCUUCCACACCGACCAGCGCUGCGAUUUCAUUGAGCACCUCACCAUCAGAGCGCUCAAUGGCCAGGGCUAGUCCACCUUCAGCAGGGGUUCGAAUUGAGUAGAAUUUACCUACCUACAGGGGAACGUGUUGUGGCUUGCCAACAAUAAGUUGUCUGUUGUCUAAAUCUUAAGAUUUUUAUGUGGCCUUGGAAAAAAAUUUAAAACGUAUAAAAGUUGUUUUUUUUUAUUUUUAAAUUAAAGAAAAGGCAUAAAAGGCAAUCACAGAUUUAUUAGCUUGAUACAAAAGCAAUUUUUAAAAAUUAAGUAACUCAUUAGAUCAUUAAUUUUAUAAUCAUAAGUUAAAUAAAUUACCCGAUGAAACAGUC
Molecule: messenger RNA, 3101 nt
Organism: Thrips palmi
Lineage: Eukaryota; Metazoa; Arthropoda; Insecta; Thysanoptera; Thripidae
Product: beta-mannosidase-like
Exons: 12
Biological process (GO): glycoprotein catabolic process
Molecular function (GO): beta-mannosidase activity
Source: RefSeq, a predicted model, not a curated record